GUAGCAUGCAAUGUCGUAUUUAUUUUUCUUGGCAACGUUCUAAAAAUCGACAAGUAAAUGGAAACAUAGAGAUAGCAUAAAUACAGAUAGAGGGCUCUUUUCAUUAAAGGAAGGGAAAUAUUUUCAGGAGGUGCCGGUUGUAAAAUUAGGAGUCUUGUCUGUCGGGACUAUAGUUUAGAGAGGGAAGUUGAGUGUAAGAGGACUUUUUCCUGAGGGAGGAGUUGCAGAAACACUCCUUAUUUGGAGAACGCCUGGUCACAUGGGGGCAGAAUCUAAGCGAUAGAGAUGAGAGAGACGUAACAGGAGAGAACACAUCGAACUGUGCCUUGAGAUGUUGAGCGGGACUAAGGACGUUGAUUUUCUCAGGCUAGAGUCAAUGCAGUGAGGGGAUAAAAUGCCCACCAACUUCACUGUGGUCCCUGUGGAGGAUGGCGUGGCCGGGAAGUCAAGUCUCGAACUUGUGUUUAGGGAGGAAGAUAUUACUCCACGACGACCCUAUUCAGGAGAUAACACUCCCAGAGAGAGCAGCCCUUUCAUCAACAACACUGACCAUGACCGAGGAAACUACUACGAUGGCAAGAACAUGGCUCUCUUUGAGGAAGAGAUUGAGAGCAACCCCAUGGUGUCCUCUCUCCUCAACAAGUUGGCCAACUACACCAACCUCACCCAGGGCGUCACUGAGCACGAGGAAUAUGAGAAUGAGGAUGGGGUCACAAAGAUUGCAGUCAAGAGUUCUCAGAUGGGCACCUUCAUCGGUGUGUACCUGCCCUGCAUGCAGAACAUCCUCGGAGUCAUCCUCUUCCUGCGUCUCACCUGGAUUGUUGGCACCGCUGGAAUCAUGGAGUCCUUCGCUAUUGUCGUCAUGUGCUGCACCUGUACCAUGCUGACAGCGAUAUCAAUGAGCGCUAUUGCAACAAAUGGUGUAGUGCCAGCUGGAGGCUCCUACUACAUGAUCUCCAGGUCUUUGGGUCCAGAGUUUGGUGGGGCUGUGGGCUUGUGCUUCUACCUGGGCACCACAUUCGCUGGGUCCAUGUACAUUCUGGGUACCAUUGAAAUCCUACUGACGUACAUCGUGCCGAACACUGCAGUGUUUGUGGCGGAGAAGAAGGAGGACGAGACGGAGGCCAUGCUGAAUAACAUGCGUGUGUAUGGGACCUGCUGUCUGGCACUUAUGGCUCUAGUGGUGUUUGUGGGGGUCAAAUAUGUCAACAAGCUGGCCCUGGUCUUCCUGGCCUGUGUGGUGCUCUCCAUCAUGGCCAUCUACGCUGGAGUCAUCAAGACCGUCAUAGAACCACCCAACUAUCCAAUCUGUCUCCUGGGGAACCGUUCCUUGCAGAACCACAACUUUGAGAAGUGUAUGAAGACUGAGGUGAUCAAGAACGUGACGUACACCACCGAGCUGUGGAAGCUGUUCUGUGACAGCCCCCACCUCAACGCUACCUGUGAUGAAUAUUUUACCCUGAACAACUUGACUGAGAUCCAGGGCAUCCCAGGCCUGCUCAGCGGGGUCAUCAAAGACAACAUGUGGGGUGAGUACGGGCCCAGUGGGAUGUUGGUAGAGAAGAAGAAUCAGUCUUCUGUCCCAGUCCAGGAUAACUCCAGAGAUAUCUACAAGCCUUACAUCUUCAACGACAUCUCCACUUUCUUCACUCUGCUGGUGGGAAUCUACUUCCCCUCUGUCACAGGAAUCAUGGCGGGCUCCAACAGAUCUGGAGACCUGAGAGAUGCCCAGAGAUCAAUUCCCAUUGGCACCAUCCUGGCCAUAGCAACCACUUCUUUUAUUUACAUGACCUGUGUGGUCCUAUUUGGUGCCUGUAUCGAGGGUGUCGUUUUGAGAGACAAAUUUGGGAACUCGGUUAACAAGAACUUGGUGAUUGGAACUCUGGCAUGGCCUUCUCCGUGGGUAAUCGUGAUUGGCUCCUUCUUCUCCUGCUGUGGUGCAGGGCUGCAGAGCCUCACCGGCGCCCCUCGCCUGCUGCAGGCCAUAGCACGCGAUGGGAUCGUCCCCUUUCUGCAGGUGUUUGGUCAUGGUAAAGCCAAUGGGGAACCUACCUGGGCCCUCUUGAUGACUGUUGGUAUCUGUGAGAUUGGAAUCCUCAUUGCAUCACUGGAUGCUGUUGCCCCCAUUCUCUCAAUGUUUUUCCUGAUGUGUUACCUGUUUGUCAACCUAGCCUGUGCCGUCCAGACACUGCUACGCACUCCCAACUGGAGGCCCAGGUUUAAGUUUUACCACUGGACUCUGUCAUUCCUGGGGAUGAGUCUCUGUCUCUCCCUCAUGUUCAUCUCCUCCUGGUACUAUGCCCUGGUAGCCAUGUCCAUUGCAGGAUGCAUCUAUAAGUACAUUGAGUACAGAGGGGCAGAGAAGGAGUGGGGAGACGGGAUCAGAGGGCUGUCCCUGAACGCUGCUCGCUACGCUCUGAUCCGCCUGGAGGAGGUGCCAACACACACUAAGAACUGGAGGCCUCAGCUACUGGUGCUACUGAAGUUGGAUUCAGACCUGGGGGUGAAACACCCUCGUCUGCUGUCCUUCACCACCCAGCUGAAGGCAGGGAAAGGCCUGACCAUUGUCAGCUCUGUGCUUGAGGGCACCUACAUGACCCUGGGAGCUGAGGCCAAGAGCGCAGAGCAGAACGUUAAGUCGGCCAUGCACCUGGAGCGUACCAAAGGUUUCUGCCACGUGGUGGUGUCCUCUAACCUGCGGGAUGGUUUCUCCCACCUGAUCCAGUCGGCAGGGCUGGGGGGCAUGAAACACAACGCCGUUCUCAUGGCCUGGCCUGGGGGCUGGAAACAGGCUGAGGACUCCUACCCCUGGAAGAACUUCAUUGAGACAGUGAGAGAGACUACAUCAGCCCAUCAGGCCCUGUUGGUUGCAAAGAACAUUGACAAGUUCCCCUGCAACCAGGACCGUCUGGGGGAGGGCACCAUAGACGUGUGGUGGAUUGUUCAUGAUGGAGGUCUUCUCAUGCUGCUGCCUUUCUUACUGCGCCAACACAAGGUGUGGAGGAAGUGUAAGAUGCGUAUCUUCACAGUGGCUCAGAUGAAUGACAACAGUAUUCAGAUGAAGAAGGACCUGCAGAUGUUCCUGUAUCACCUCCGUCUCAACGCUGUAGUGGAGGUGGUGGAGAUGCACGAUAGUGACAUUGCAGCCUUCACCUAUGAGAAGACCCUGGUGAUGGAGCAGCGCUCUCAGAUGCUGAAACAGAUGCAGCUGUCCAGAACUGAGCGGGAGAGAGAGGCUCAGCUGAUCACUAAACUGGGCACUAAGUCCCAUGCCAACCUCAGUGACACAGCUACCGCCACUCCCGACCACCAUGUCCACAUGACCUGGACCAAAGACAAACUGAUCGCAGAGAGGAACCGUAAACGCGGCGAGCCGAACGUGGGCGUGAAGGACCUCUUCAAUAUGAAACCAGAGUGGGAGAGUCUGAACCAGUCUAACGUGAGGAGGAUGCACACCGCGGUCAAGUUGAAUGAGGUUGUGGUCAACAAAUCCCAGGGAGCUCAGCUGGUGCUGCUGAACAUGCCUGGACCGCCCAAAAACAAGGGUGGUGACGAGAAUUACAUGGAGUUUCUGGAGGUUCUUAUGGAUGGACUGGACCGUGUGCUGCUGGUACGUGGCGGAGGCAGGGAGGUGAUAACAAUCUAUUCCUAGCGCCAACAGACACGGGCGGGUAUGGUGCAGCCUCAGAGAAUCCGGCGAGGUCAUCCGGACAAAUGGCUGGGCUUCAGCCUCCACCACAGUGCCAGGAGAGGAGUGGGUCGCCCCUAUACUGUAGUAUGGGAGGACAGUAGGGGGCUGCCUCCACACGCGGAGCAGACUAAGCACACACUGCUGCUGACUGGAGGACAACAGAGGGCACUCUGGAUAAUCUUUCCAUUUCUUAUUGUCAGUCGUUAGGAAUAGGAAUUCUUUCAGUUGAACAAAGUGCAUAAGUAAUGAUAUUAGGAUGGAUAGAGAUGACCUCGGAUUACAUGGCUCAGGACUCUAAUGUAGUAUGGUCUAGCCUAGCUGACAUAGGAUGUAGCUUGUAAGUCCAGAUAGUAGACGGGUGUUUAAAUCCCAAGUUAGGCAGCCUACUGUGGUUGUGCUCUGGAGUGAGCCACUUGCCCUGUAGUGCACUACUUUUGACGAGAGCUCUUAUGGGCCCUGGUCAAAUGUAAUGCACUAUAUCGGGAAUAGGGUGCCAUUUGGCAGAACUGGCCUUAGGCAUAAGCGGUCGCGUUGGGCCCCACAGCCUCUUGUGAACAAAAAAGGAACUUAGUCUUUCUGUUAUACACAAGGUGAAAUUUGGUUGUGCGUCAUUAUUUCAGUCAUAGACCGUCAAUCGGUAAACAAUGUCAGCCCCAAAAAUUUUGAUUGGUAGUUAUUUUUGUCAAUAUAUAUUUUCUUUUAGGUGGUAGAUCAGCUUUAAUAUCGCAGAUAGAUUGUGCCUUCCAAACCUCCAUAUAUUUUUAUAUAUAUUACACAGUACCAGUGAAAGGUUUGGACACGCCUACUCAUUCCAGGGUUUUUCUUUAUAUUUUACUGUUUUCUACAUUGUAGAAUAAUAGUGAAGAUAUCAGAACUAUGAAAUAACACAUAUGGAAUCAUGUUGUAACCAACAAUGUGAUAAACAAUAUAUAUUUUAUAUUUGAGAUUCUUCAAAGUAGCCACCCUUUGCCUUAAUGAUAGCUUUGCACACUCUUGGCAUUCUCUUAACCAAUGAGGUAGUACCCUGGACUGAAUUUCAAUUAACAGGUGUGCCUUGUUAAGUUAUUUUGCGGAAUUUCUUUCCUUCGUCUUCGUGCGUUUGAGACCAUCAGUUAUGUUGUGACAAGGAAGGGGUUUUAUACAGAAGAUAGCCCUAUUUGGUAAAAGACCAAAUCCAUAUUAUGGCAAAAGCAGCUUAAAUAAGAAAAGAGAAACAACAGUCCACCAUUACUUUGUAAGACCAGAAGGUCAGUCAAUCCGGAAAAAUCAACAAGUGCUAUGAUGGAACUGGCUCUCAUGAGGACCGCCACAGGAAAGGAAGACCCAGAGUAACCUCUGCUGCAGAGGAUAAGUCAUUCGAGUUAACUGCACCUCAGAUUGCAGUCCAAAUAAAUGUUUCACAAAGUUCAAGUAACAAACAGACAUCUCAACAUUCAAAGUUUAGAGGAGACUGCGUAAAUCAGGCCUUCAUGGUCGAAUUGCUGCAUAGAAACUACUACUAAAGGAGACCAACAAGAAGAAGAGACUUGAUUUGGCCAAAAAACACGAGCAAUGGACGUUAGACCGGUUAAAGUCUGUACUUUGGUCUGAACUAAAGUCCAAAUUUUUGAUUUUUGUUUCCAACCGCCGUGUCUUUUGUGAGACGCGGAGUAGGUGAACGGAUGAUCUCUGCGUGUGUGGUUCCCACCGUGAAGCAUGGAGGAGGAGGUGUGGGGGUGCUUUGCUGGUGACACUGCAUUCUGCGGCGACACUCCAUCCCAUCUGGUUUGCGCUUAGUGGGACUAUCAUUUGUUUUUCAACAGGGCAAUGACCCAAAACACACCUCCAGGCUGUGUUUGCACUAUUUGACGAAUAAGAGUAUUGGAGUGCAGCAUCAGAUGACCUGGCCCCCACAAUCACCCAACCUCAGCCCAAUUGAGAUGUUGGACCGCUGAGUGAAGGAAAAGCAGUACUCUGCAUAUGUGGGAUCUCCUUCAAGAGAGAGCUGUUGAAAAAGCCUUCCUAAUAGUUUUGAUGUCUUCACUAUUGUUCUACAAUGUAGAAAAUAGUAACAAAAUAAAUAAAAACCCUUGAAUGAGUAGCUGUGUCCCAAACAUUUGUGUGUGUGUGUGUGUGUGUGAGAGAGAGAAGUCGUAAGUUUACAUACACCUUAGCCAAAUACAUUUAAACUCAGUUUUUCACAAUUCCUGACAUUCAAUCCUAGUAAAAAUUCCCUGUCUUAGGUCAGUUAGGAUCCCCACUUUAUUUAAAGAAUGUGAAAUGUCAGAAUAAUAGUCAAGAUAAUUAUUUAUUUCAGCUUUUAUUUCUUUCAUCACAUUCCCAGUGGGUCAGAAGUUUCCCUUCACUCAAUUAGUAUUUGGUAGCAUUGCCUUUAAAUUGUUGAACUUGGGUCAAACGUUUUAGGUAACCUUCCACAAGCUUCCCACAAUAAGUUGGGUGAAUUUUGGCCCAUUCCUCCUGACAGAGCUGGUGUAACUGAGUCAGGUUAGUGAGCCUCCUUGCUCGCACACGCUUUUUCAGUUCUGAGGUCAGGCCUUUGUGAUGGCCAUUGCAAUACCUUUAUUGUCCUUAAGCCAUUUUGCCACAACUUUGGAAGUAUGCUUGGGGUCAUUGUCCAUUUGGAAGACCCAUUUGCGACCAAGCUUCAACUUCCUGACUGAUGUCUUGAGAUGUUGCUUCAAUAUAUCCACAUAAUUUCCCUCCCUCAUAAUGCCAUCUAUUUUGUGAAUUGCAUCCGUCCCUCCUGCAGCAAAGCACCCCACAACAUGAUGCUGCCAGGUUUGUAGGCCUCCUUGCUCGCACACGCUUUUAACAUUCCUGUGCUUCACGGUUGGGAUGGUGUUCUUUGACUUGCAAGCCUCCCCCUAUUUCCUCCAAACAUAAUAAUGGUCAUUAUGGCCAAACUGUUUUAUUUCUGUUUCAUCAGCCCAGAGGACAUUUCUCCAAAAAGUACUAUCUUUGUCCCCAUGUGCAGUUGCAAACCGUAGUCUGGCUUUUUUUAUGGCGGUUUUGGAGCAGUGGCUUCUUCCUUGCUGAGCGGCCUUUUAGGUUAUGUUGAUAUAGGUACACCUCCAAUUGACUCAAAUGAUGUCAAUUAGCCUAUCAGAAGCUUCUAAAGCCAUGACAUCAUUUUCUGGAAUUUUCCAAGCUGUUUAAAGGCACAGUCAACUUAGUGUAUGUAAACUUCUGACCCACUGGAAUUGUGAUACAGUGAAUUAUAAGUGCUAUUAUCUGUCUGUAAACAAUUGUUGGAAAAAUGACUUGUGUCAUGCACCAAGUAGAGUUUCCUAACAGACUUGCCAUAACUAUAGUUUGUUAACAAGAAAUUUGUGGAGUGGUUGAAAAACAAGUUUUAAUGAGUUCAACUUAAGUGUAUGUAAACUUCCGACUUCAACCGUAUGUAUGGUAAUUGUUUUUUUUAUCCUUCAGCUACCCUCAAUCCCUCGCAUCUAUCUCUGAAGACCAUCCAGUUUCUAUUGGCCAUAUAUUUUGAACUGUGCGGUUUCACAAAUGUUAUGAACCUAUGUACAUUUUAUGGAAACAGUAUAUUUUACAUGAGUUAUCUUGUUACUUUUAGUCCCACCCUUCAAAAUGAUUUGCCAUUUAUUGUUCAACUGUGAUGUUUCACAAACGUUCUGAAAUGUUCUAUUAUCAUAGUUUCUACAAAUUGUAAAUUAAAGAUAAACAUUUUUGCUAAGAGUAUUAUUAUAUUAUUGAUCGAUUGACUAUGACUUUUCAAAUUAGCUAGCAGUGCUAUUUGUAGUUAGCUCCAGGUAAAUAUUGCAAUUCAAGAGCCAUCCCUGAACCUGCGACCAAAAACAAGUUACAUAUUGACAGUACCAAAACAAAUUAUCUAAUGAUUCUCUUUGCAGCAAAAUGUGCAGAGCUGGGACGGUUGUGUCCCCCAUAUAUAUAACGUUCUGUUGGUUGCAAGAUUUGGGUAUAAUAAUAUUAAUUGAAAAAAGUUUUGAACGUUUUGUGUAUCAGUUCAUAAACCAUGUGCCAUGAAAUUGGUACAUCAAAAAUAUCUUCCCGACUACUUUGCAAUCUGUAUGGCACAGCUGUCCAUUUUUGCGAUCUUAAAUUAAACUGGUAUACUUUUUUAUUUAUCACAAUUUUCUUUAACCAAUUUUGGUCUUUAAUGCAGGGCUGACAGAGAAGUUCCUUACAUUCUCCCCUUUCCACAUGCCGCUUCCAUUUUUGCGGUAAUGCUGCAAUUAGUUGGUUGUACAGCAGACAUUUCCAUAUAUUUUUGUUAGCUGCAUGUGUGACUCCACCAGUCCUAUUUAUGAUAUUAUUUUUUUAAAUGUUUUAUUAAUCAGUAUAUUUGAGUUUAACCAACAUAUUUGUUAUAUUUGUUCUGUCUUUUCUGGUGGAUUAAACUGAAAUUGCAUCCAACUUUCUACGGCUCGUUUUAAAAAUAGUGACUUUUUUUCCCGAGAUUCCAUUUUCAAAUAACUGAAAAUUAAAGGUUGUAAUGUGAAUAAAGCCAUUCUUGAACA
This is a messenger RNA of Oncorhynchus kisutch (coho salmon), 8193 nucleotides long. Its product is annotated as solute carrier family 12 member 7. Gene Ontology annotation, molecular function: potassium:chloride symporter activity. The transcript has 25 exons. The record is from RefSeq and is a predicted model, not a curated record. The coding region runs from base 395 to 3652 and encodes 1085 amino acids. Gene Ontology annotation, biological process: chloride ion homeostasis; chemical synaptic transmission; potassium ion import across plasma membrane. NCBI's taxonomy places the organism in Eukaryota, Metazoa, Chordata, Actinopteri, Salmoniformes, Salmonidae. Gene Ontology annotation, cellular component: plasma membrane.